CUUCCCUCCUCCUCAGGGGGAGGGGAGGAGGCUGAGGAGCAGGAGUAGCUGGAGCAGGGAAUUGUUUGGGAGUUCAGUCAUCCAAAAGCUGUCACCCGUAUGGAGGGUCUGGCUCCCCGUGCCCCAGCUCCCCUUCCCUCCUCCUCCUCCUCCUCCUCCUCCUCCUCCGCCCGCGCUGCUCUCCCCGCCGCGCCUCCGCUCUGCAUAUAACCAGCGCCAAACACCGCCGGCACCCCAAGUCCAGGGCCCCUGCCUGACCCUCCUCUUCUCCCUAAGUCAGACUUUCUCUGUCUCUUUCUCUCUCUUUUUUUUUUUUUUUUCCUCUCGUUAUUAUUUCUUUCUCUCUCUGUGUGUAUGUGCUGAAUUCCCCGCAGAUCCGGCCUGGAAGUUCCCAGCUCCUGGAGUUAAGCCUCUUUGUUGCUUCCCUCCGUUUCGGGCACGGCUGUUUUCCCCCCCUGCCUGCUGGGCCUGAGCCCCCGGAAGCUGCUGCCACAUCUCUACUACAUCCCCUGUGGCAGCUUAUGGGACCCUUCUCUGGGCGCCUCUGCCCCAGGAGACACUGCAUGGGAUGGCAAUGACACGUGGAAAGAAGAGACCCAUGUCCGCCAUCCUUUGCCUCCUCCUCGCAGCCACCAGCUGCUUUGCCAAACUGAGUGAAUCUCUGCAAGUCACUGUGCAGCCUGCCUCCACCGUCCAGAAGCCUGGGGGCCCAGUCAGCCUGGGGUGUAUUGUGGACCCCCCAAGAGUGAACCUUACCUGGAGACUGAAUGGAAAGGAGCUGGAUGGAUCAGACGAGGUGCUGGGGAUCCACAUUGAGCAAGGGAAACUCAUUAUCACAGCUCUCAACAACAGAACCGUGGGGCGAUACCAGUGCAUUGCUCGUGUGCCCGAAGGAGUCAUUGCCAGUGUCCCUGCAGUGGUCACCUUAGCUAAUCUCAAGGAUUUCAAGUUUGAUGGCCCUCACGUGAUCGAGGUGGAUGAAGGCAACACGGCCGUCAUCGCCUGUGACCUGCCUGAAAGCCAUCCCAAAGCCCAGGUCCGCUACAGCGUGAAGCAUGAGUGGCUGGAGGCCUCCCGAGACAAUUACCUUAUCAUGCCAUCUGGGAACCUUCAGAUUGUCAAUGCCAGCCAAGAGGAUGAGGGGACAUAUAAAUGUGCUGCCUACAACCCUGUGACACAGGAGGUUAAAACCUCAGUUUCCAGUGAGAGGCUCCGUGUGAGACGCUCCACAGCAGAGGCUGCUCGGAUAAUCUACCCACCUGAAGCUCAGACCAUCAUCGUCACCAAAGGCCAAAGCCUCAUCCUGGAGUGUGUGGCCAGUGGGAUCCCCCCGCCGCGUGUCACCUGGGCCAAAGAUGGCUCCAGUGUCUCAGCGUACAAUAAGACACGGUUCCUGCUCAGCAACCUUCUGAUUGACCCCACCAGCGAGGAAGACUCAGGCACCUACAGCUGCACAGCUGACAAUGGGGUUGGUGAGGCUGGAGCAGCAUUCAUCUUCUACAACGUGCAGGUGUUUGAGCCCCCAGAGGUCACCAUGGAGCUGUCCCAGCAGAUCAUUCCCUGGGGCCAAAGCGCCAAGUUCACCUGUGAGGUGCGAGGGAACCCCCAGCCCUCAGUCAUGUGGCUGCGCAAUGCCGUGCCCCUCUCUGCCAGCCACCGGCUCCGGCUGUCCCGCCGAGCACUGCGAGUGGUCAGUGUGGGGCCCGAAGAUGAUGGAAUUUACCAGUGCAUGGCAGAAAACGAGGUCGGAAGUGCUCAAGCCAUGGUGCAGCUGAGGACGGCCCAGCCAGGAGCCACCCUCAACCCUGGGCAAGAUGCCCAGCUGGGUUCAGCUCAGCCUCCAACACCGCCUUCUAGGGACGGUGCCUUAAAGCUGCCUCUGGAUAAAGGUAGUCCACCAAAGCCUGCGACCACCCCACUGGCAGCGUCUCCACAGUGUGCAGCCAACAAGGAGCUGGUGUCUCCAGCCGAGGCCCCCAUCAUCCUCAGUUCUCCCCGGACAUCCAAAACAGACAGCUACGACCUAGUGUGGAGACCCCGGCCCGACAGCAGGGCCCCGAUCCUCUACUAUGUAGUGAAGCAUCGCAAGCAGGUGGCCAACGCUUCAGACAGCUGGGCGGUGAGAGAUGUGCCAGCCUCGCAGCACCGCCUGACACUCACCAGGCUGGAUCCCGGGAGCCUCUACGAGGUGGAGAUGGCCGCUUACAACUGUGCCGGCGAGGGACAGACAGCCAUGGUGACCUUCCGGACUGGUAAAGGCCGGCGCCCAAAACCAGAGAUUGUUGCCAGCAAAGAACAGCAAAUCCAAAGGGACGACCCAGGCACGAGCACUCAGAGCAGCAACCAGUCUGACAACAGCCGGCUGUCCCCUCCAGAGGCACCAGAUCGUCCAACCAUCUCCAUGGCAUCAGAGACAUCCGUGUAUGUGACCUGGAUCCCCCGUGGGAAUGGUGGAUUUCCUAUCCAGUCUUUCCGUGUGGAAUAUAAGAAACAGAAGAAGUCAGGAGACUGGGUUCUGGCCACCAGCGACAUUCCUCCCUCUCGACUCUCUGUGGAGAUCCCAGACCUGGAGAAAGGCUUUUCCUAUAAGUUUCGUGUCCGAGCAUUGAACAUCCUGGGAGAGAGCGAGCCCAGUGCUGCAUCUCGUCCAUACGUGGUGUCUGGGCACAACAACCGAGUCUAUGAGCGCCCUGUGGCUGGGCCAUACAUCACCUUCACGGAUGCCAUUAACGAGACCACCAUCAUGCUGAAGUGGAUGUAUAUUCCAGCCAGCAACAACAACACUCCUAUCCAUGGCUUUUACAUCUACUACCGCCCCACAGACAGCGACAAUGACAGUGACUACAAGAAGGAUGUGGUAGAAGGAGAUCGAUACUGGCACUCCAUCAGCCACCUACAGCCAGAGACCUCAUACGACAUCAAGAUGCAGUGCUUCAAUGAAGGUGGUGAAAGCGAGUUCAGCAACGUGAUGAUCUGUGAAACCAAAGCUCGAAAAUCUCUUGGUUUGCCGGGUCGUCUUCCACCGUCAACAGUGGCCCCUCAGCAGCAUCCCCCACUUAGUGGUGGGCACAGUGGCCUGGGGACAGGAGCCAUGGUGGCCCGUUCUAGUGACCUGCCAUACUUGAUCGUAGGCGUUGUGCUGGGCUCUAUUGUACUCCUCAUUGUGGCCUUCAUCCCCUUUUGCCUUUGGAGAGCCUGGUCCAAGCAGAAGCAAACCAUUGACAUGGGCUUCCCAGGAGCUGGGCUGCUGGUGUCAUCCUGCCAGUACACGAUGGUGCCCCUGAGGGGCAUUUCUGCUCCUCGUGCCAAUGGACAUCCCUAUGUUAAUGGGCAGCCCUAUGCCAGCGGGGCACAUCUGAACGGCAUCUGCUCCUCUGCAGGAGUGGACUAUGUGAGCACAAAGCCCCGGGAUUACAGUCCAGAUGACAUGCAGCAGUCACACGAGGAGACCAAUGCCUUGCUGCAGGCAAGAGUGCUGCAAAAUGGGAAUGUCCAGCGAGACUACCAGCCCACCAGAUUGCCCAAUUCAAGACAAGAAGACAGCUCUUUCCUCUACAGUCUCCCAGAUGACUCCACUCACCAGCUUCUCCAGCCACAAGAUGACUGUCCACACCUUCAAGAGCACUUCAUUGGCCUGCAUCAUCCAGCAAUGGGCAACAAAGUGGGAGGUUCUAGUUUGGAUCCUCGACGAGAUCCGCUGUUCCACCACGGAAGCCCCUUCUGCCUAGGCCUGGUGCCAGUGGAAGAGGUAGAAAGACUAGACUGCUGCCAGUCCAGAGGAGACCCCCAUUCCCAGGCUCCAGUGCUCACAUCUUUGAGUCAGGACCUACCAGGACAUCUGAACAGCAGCUCACCAUCGCAGAGGCCCUUGGAGACUCAUUCUCCAAUCAGUUAGGGACCGAGCUGCCUUUUACAAAAGACUUAUUUUAAAGAGAAGAAAAGAAUGGGUAUUUAUUUUUGUAUAACAUCUCUAUUUAUAUAUUUAUGCACUUGUAUAUAGAUGUAUAUGUGCCUUUUAUAAUGCUAUGGAGACAGAAGGCAUCUUCAGCAAGGCAACAGGAGGGCCUGAGAAACAAGGCAGCAACUACCUGUGGCCCUGGGCUGUUCAUCAGAGCACAGGAUUGAAACAGCAGUACGAGGGACAUUGCAAGACAUGGGUCCAAGUGAAGCUGCCAACACCAAGAUCCAUCAGCUUCCUGCUGCGAGGGCUUCUCCUUGCCCACAGGAAGGCAUGUCCCAGGAAUGCACUCCUGUGAGUGGACUGGAGUUAUGCACUCUACCUAAUCAACUUAAACUUUCACAUAGACGCCAUCUGCAGCUGCAUAUUUGUAAAGACAAACCCAUGCUUUAACAACUAAAAUAAAGGCUUACGUGUUUUCUGUGGCUGGUUGUAUGCUAACAUCUUCCACAGAAUUAAUCUACAUUCUUUUUCCUUGCCUCUAUAACAGAUGCAGGCUGACUUUACAUUUGCUGUAGUCUUCUUGUUCUAAAUAAAUGGGACAUCCUGCACUGGAGUUUCCCACCUACACAGAGCAGGGUCAAGCCUCUCACUGGUGCCACACACACACAGCAUCUCUCCAGUGCAAAGCUCUGCAAUGGACCGACAACAACAGCAUUUACUGGUUGCAAUUGCACUUUUAAAUUCCCUAUCCACCACUACAGCCAUAUUUGGAUAGAGGAAACAAAUUUAAUCCUUUACAAUGAAACCCCCGUGUAAUCAAAACAAUACAUUUCACACUUGCAAGUAUUACUAUUGCCAUCGUUCAGUGUCUACUUUUAAGGGAUACCUGAACUGCUAGUUAUCAUUCAUGGUUUAAGAACAGGGAAUGUUUUAUCUGAUAUCUCCGAGUUCUGUGGUGAUGAAGGUUGUAGAAACUGACUGUUCCUGCUUAGGAGACUGAGUUGCUGCAUUAAAUGUCCACCUUUUCUGCUUAGAAAAUUGAUUUCUUCUCUUAGGAUGGCUUCCUCAUGAGCCAAACGUUUCAGAUGUGAUUCCAUCCUGGCCUUCGCUUUCAGAUCAGUAGAUCGGGGGCCCUGAAAUUCUACUCCCUGUAAGAGGAGAAAAAAAAUGCUCCUAUAAAAAAUGCAAGAAUUAAUGGUGGAAACUUAUUUCAUCUGGGAAAGCGAAGCAUUCCAAGAAGUGGGAAACAUUGACUGCUCCACUCCUCAGUCAGAACUACUUGGAAGACAGAGUGAGAGACCUUUAUCUUUGGCUCAGUGUGUUACCAAUGGCUGCUUUAUUCCCUAAUAAAGAGAAA
Molecule: messenger RNA, 5258 nt
Organism: Coturnix japonica (Japanese quail)
Lineage: Eukaryota; Metazoa; Chordata; Aves; Galliformes; Phasianidae
Source: RefSeq, a predicted model, not a curated record